Oncorhynchus gorbuscha (pink salmon) is the source of this 2901-nucleotide messenger RNA. RefSeq names its product flocculation protein FLO11-like. NCBI's taxonomy places the organism in Eukaryota, Metazoa, Chordata, Actinopteri, Salmoniformes, Salmonidae. Bases 183 to 1967 code for a protein of 594 amino acids. The transcript is spliced from 4 exons. The record is from RefSeq and is a predicted model, not a curated record.
ACACACACACACACACACACACACACAGAGCAGCAGCAGCAAGCCAAUAGGAUGAAUCUGACGUGUUUGUCAUGAGAUAGUGACUCAUGCAGUAGCUUUCAAUUCCGCUUUUGAACUCUCGACUAGACAGAACUUCGUCGGAAUUUACAGAAUCCUUCUAACUUGUUGAAACUCGCCGAACAAUGACUCCCACCAAGAUAAGCCAGGACGGCUCUCACCGUGACAGCUCAGUGGUUGCAUCUGUCUCAAAUAGCCCCCCAGCACAGAUGCAUAUCAACAAAGGUUCCACCCUAACCCCCUCUGAUGGCUCAGGGGACUCAGCAAGGUGGUCAGCCACUGUGAAGACCCCAGCCUCCGGGACCACCAGAGCCACAGCCAGCCAGGCCAGGGGAGCAGGAGCAAAGACCACAGAUACACGUUACGCCAAAAAGAACAUCCCUACUGUCAGAUAUCAUCCAGAUAUCAUCCUAGAGAAGAAUCCUGAGGCCCAUCAGCAUAGUCAUAGCCCUGUCAAGAGCAGCCAGGUCAGGGAUAAGCCUUUGGUCUCUCCCCCCAGGACCAACCAGGUUGGGGGGAGCUCCAUGGUCUCUCCUCCCAGGACCAACCAGGUUGGGGAGAGCUCCGUGGUCUCUCCUCCCAGGACCAACCAGGUUGGGGGGAGCUCAGUGGUCUCUCCUCCCAGGACCAACCAGGUUGGGGAGAGCUCCGUGGUCUCCUCCCAGGACCAACCAGGUUGGGGGAGCUCCGUGGUCUCUCCUCCCUGGAACAACCAGGUUGGGGGGAGCUCCGUGGUCUCUCCCCCCAGGACCAACCAGGUUGGGGGGAGCUCCGUGGUCUCUCCUCCCAGGACCAACCAGGUUGGGGGGAGCUCCGUGGUCUCUCCUCCCAGGACCAACCAGGUUGGGGAGAGCUCCGUGGUCGCUCCUCCCAGGACCAACCAGGUUGGGGGGAGCUCCGUGGUCUCUCCUCCCUGGAACAACCAGGUUGGGGGGAGCUCCGUGGUCUCUCCCCCCAGGACCAACCAGGUUGGGGGGAGCUCCGUGGUCUCUCCUCCCAGGACCAACCAGGUUGGGGGGAGCUCCGUGGUCUCUCCUCCCAGGACCAACCAGGUUGGGGGGAGCUCCAUGGUCUCUCCCCCCAGGACCAACCAGGUUGGGGGGAGCUCCAUGGUCUCUCCCCCCAGGCCCGAAGCCAUGCCUCUGGGGUUAGGUCAGAAGAUGGAGGGUGGCGUUGUGGAGGCGGUGGAGCUCCAGACCCGGGGCCAGAGAGAGAACCCCAGUUGGUUCGCCUGGCGUCGGAACCGCAUUACAGCGUCCAUCGCUCACAGCCUCGCCCACAGCCGCUUCGUCACUGGCCAGAGCCAGACCCCGCCUGCUUCCUAUCUGGCUGCCAUCACCGGCCGUGGCACCAACUUCAAAACCCGCGCCAUGAACUGGGGCAUUGAGCGGGAGGCCGAGGCCGUGCAGAGAUAUCAGAGCCUGAAGAGCAAGGCCCUGGGCCGGGCGGUGAGGGUGCAGGAGUGUGGCCUAUUCAUCGACCCCAAGCGCCCCUGGCUUGCAGGCAGCCCUGACGGCAUUGUAGAGGACCAGAGGACCGGCCAGCGGCUGCUCUGCCUGGAGGUCAAGUGUCCCUACAAGCACCGUCUGAACACUGUAGCCCAGGCCUGUAGAGAGGACCCAGCCUUCUGCCUGACGAUACAGGACCUGGGCGUGGGACAGGUGAGGUACCAUCUGAAACCAGACCACACCUACUACACCCAGAUCCAGUGCCAGCUGGCGGUGACAGGGUUAACCCAGGCUGACCUAGUGGUGUUCACCCUGAAGGAAACAGCCAUCAUCCCUGUGACCUUUGACCCUACGUUCUGGGACGACACGCUGGUCAAGCUGGAGAUGUUCUACACCGACGCUGUCCUGCCCUACGUCAGAGACAACGGACUGGACGUACCAGCCAUGAGGCCAGAGGAGUAGCUAGCACUUAACACACAGGGGGUGGCUAGCUGGUUCAGGAUGUCAGAUAUAGAAGUCCUGAGACAAACUGUAGUUUGUGGUGAAGGACUGGUCUGGGUAGGGUAAGUGGUGAAGGGCAAUUGAGACUGCAUAGAUAAGUGGUGGAGGAACCUUCUGCUUUUGUCAAGGAGGCUUGGAGAUUUGAACCUAUCACUUUACUGUCAAAUAUUUGAAUGUAAAUAAACCAUGCCUGCCUUAAGACAUCUCAGAUACCUGGAGCUGAUUUCAUGUGUGCAGAGAUCAACCUAUGUGAUCAUCAGUUGUGUGGCAGCUGACCGGAACAUAGAGUAGUUGUGCUGGAGAUCGGCUGCUUAAAUGGACACUAGAAGAUUACAUGCUUAAUGAUCGUGAUGCUUUGCUCCAUUAAAACAAGACCAAACCACAUUAUCUGGUCUGGUGACUGAUGUUGUGUACAAGGUACUUGUGAAAAUAAUAUGUAAUUAUGUAAACAGAAUAACAAUGAGACUAACGAGUUAGUCCUUGACCUUUAUUACUGCAUGUGUCACAUAUAAUAAACAACUCUUUAAAAAAAGUGAGCUAUUUACAUCUUACUAAAGGUUUACCAUCUGAUAUACAGUGUACAAAACAUUAUGAACACCUGCAAUAGAUUUAGGUGCCUUUGAAUGGGCUAUGGCAGUAGGUGCCAGGCACACCGGUUUGUGUCAAGAACUGCAACGCUGCUGGGUUUUUCAUGCUCAACAGCAACUCAAUAUUAGGAAGGUGUUCUUAAUGCUAUGAGCACUGUGUACAUAACGUGUUUGGAAGAGUGCCAGGCAUCUAUGCAAUCUGGUUUCAGAGCUGGUCAUGGGUGCACCUCAGCCACGCUCAAGGUCCUAAACGAUAUCUUAACCGCCAUCGAUAAGAAACAUUACUGUGCAGCCGUAUUCAUUGAUCU